AUGUCGGAAGAGUAUAAGGAUAUUCGAGUUGUUCUCGCCAUUGACUUUGGAACGACCUACUCGGGAUAUGCGUAUGCACACGUUUCUAGUCCUGAUAAGAUUACAGUUAAAGAUAAUUGGGAUGGAAUCGAUGGUCGCUUUAAAAUACCGACCGUUUUAAAAUAUAAAGAUGAUUCCUAUGAAUCUAUCGAAUCGUGGGGCAAUAGUGCAUUAGCUCAUAAACCUUUUUUACCUGAUAAUUUGGAUUAUAAAAAAGUCAUCACAGAUUAUAUGAAAAAAUUAUGUGAAUCAAUUAAAGAAACUUUACCUACUACUUGGCCAGUUGUGGACUUGAACAGUAAUUGGGACUUGCACAGUAAUGUAUCGAUUGUCCUUACGGUUCCGGCGGAAUUUGUUGAUAAUGAAAUUAAAAUAAUGCGAGAAUGCGCCUUUAAUGCUGGUUUGCUGGCGGAGAAAUUUAGUAAUAAUCUUCGAUUUACAACGGAACCCGAAGCCGCAGCUAUCCAUUGUUUGCAUUCGAUAGUAAAAGAACAAAAUAAUUUAAAGCCGGGAGAUUCGUUUAUGGUUGUUGACUGCGGUGGUGGCACAGUAGACAUAACAACACGUGAACUAUUGGAAGACAACAAACUUAGCGAAAGAACGGUUCGUGGAGGAGAUUUUUGCGGAUCAACCUUUGUAGACCAGAAAUUCCUAGAGUUUAUUGGUGAAAUGACAGGACCAUUCGCAAUUGAACAAAUGAAAGAAAAUCAUUAUGCUCAAUUACAAUAUAUCGUACAAGAAUUUUGUAGAUAUGCAAAAUUUAAAUUUACGGGAGAAGAAUCUGUAUUUGAACCUUAUGAGCUCGAUUUGGAUGAAAUACCAGUAAUAAAGCAAUAUAUAAAAGGAGAAGAAGAAGAAACAUUAGAAAGUUUGGAAUGGUUUUUUGAAAUUGGUUUUGAAGAUAUUAAAGGGAUGUUUGAUCCAGUUAUAGAAAGAAUUAUAAACUUGAUUAAAGGACAAUUGGAUCAAAUUGAAAACGUUUGCUCGGCUAUGUUCCUAGUUGGAGGAUUUACUGUCUUAUACGGACUUAACGAAAGUACAGUGGCAACUCGUAAAUUACCGCAAACAUAUGGCACUGAUAUAGUACGAAAAUGGCAACCAAGUGAUCCGUUUUCACCAAAUGGAUAUGUCUUAGCUUUCGAAACACUUAAAAAACUUGGUGAUUCAGUACCUGAAAAUUACAAGAUUAUUAAACAUUUUCAACCUUUUUCAUUAUUACAACGAAAGAUAAGUUUUAAUAUGUAUGCCACAAAAAAAGAGAACGCAAAAUACUGUAAUGAUAAUGGAGUAACCUUGCUUCGUGAAUGGGAGAUUGAAUUGCCGGAAAAUGAAAAUCUUGAUGAUGUAACAAUAGUAUUUACUUUAACCUUUGGCGUUGAAAUUACAGCUACAGCCCCACAGUAUUGGUCAAUCGAGCUGUCACGAGGGUUAGAGGUCAGGCUGUUUGACGCAAAACUAAAUUCAAAUAUAAUUCUGAAACUUACUAAACCAUUUGUACGUCAGAAACUAACUAUUAUGUGA
Messenger RNA from Funneliformis geosporum, 1560 nucleotides. NCBI's taxonomy places the organism in Eukaryota, Fungi, Glomeromycota, Glomeromycetes, Glomerales, Glomeraceae. The record is from the annotation of a GenBank genome assembly.